This is a messenger RNA of Pieris macdunnoughi, 2367 nucleotides long. The record is from the annotation of a GenBank genome assembly. NCBI's taxonomy places the organism in Eukaryota, Metazoa, Arthropoda, Insecta, Lepidoptera, Pieridae.
AUGGCACACUGUAUGAGAGUUUUGCAUGGCCAGGGAAGCAGGACGAGAGCUGUCCUCUUGGAAAUUCAGCAGCGAUGCUUCAGCGUGUCCCCAUUGACGGCUGCGGCAGCCCAGGUUGCUAUGUCCCGAUUCGACAAGGCCCCAUUACCUUACGAAAAAUUAACGAAAAAUUUGGAGGUGGUUAAGAAGAGGUUAGGUCGUGACUUGACCCUGUCGGAAAAAGUUUUGUACUCACAUCUUGAUGACCCAAAAGGACAGGAUAUCGAAAGAGGUACCAGCUACCUCCGAUUACGCCCUGACCGUGUGGCUAUGCAAGAUGCCACAGCCCAGAUGGCUAUGCUGCAAUUUAUCUCAUCUGGUCUGCCAACAGUGGCUGUGCCUUCUACUAUUCACUGUGAUCACUUGAUUGAGGCCCAGACUGGUGGUACCGAAGAUUUGGCUAGGGCAAAGGACAUCAACAAGGAAGUUUACAAAUUUUUAGAAACCGCUGGAGCAAAAUAUGGAGUAGGAUUCUGGAAGCCAGGCUCUGGUAUUAUCCAUCAAAUUAUUCUGGAGAACUACGCUUUCCCUGGUCUUCUCAUGAUUGGUACCGACUCACACACACCAAAUGGAGGUGGAUUAGGAGGACUGUGCAUUGGUGUUGGUGGUGCUGACGCGGUAGAUGUUAUGGCUGACAUUCCUUGGGAGCUCAAGUGCCCUAAAGUUAUUGGAGUCAAGCUUACUGGUAAGCUGUCAGGCUGGACAUCCCCCAAAGAUGUGAUUCUGAAGGUCGCCGGCAUCCUCACAGUAAAGGGAGGCACUGGAGCCAUCGUGGAGUACCAUGGACCUGGCGUUGACUCCAUCUCUUGUACGGGAAUGGCCACAAUUUGUAACAUGGGUGCUGAGAUCGGAGCUACUACUAGUGUAUUCCCAUACAACUCUCGUAUGGAGGCGUAUCUUAAGUCGACAGGACGCGAAGGCGUGGCAAGCGCCGCUAACUCCUUCAAACAUCUCCUCACACCUGACCCCAAGGCACCAUACGAUGAGCUGAUCGAAAUUAACCUGUCCACUCUGGAGCCACACGUGAAUGGACCGUUCACACCUGACCUCGCAAAUCCAAUCUCGAAGUUAGGAGAAGCAGCUAAGAAGAACGACUGGCCAGUAGACAUCCGUGUUGGUCUUAUUGGGUCAUGCACCAACUCUUCUUAUGAGGAUAUGGGGCGUUGUGCCAGUAUUGUUAAGGAGGCGAUAGGUCACGGUCUCAAAUCUAAAAUUCCGUUCAACGUGACUCCUGGAUCAGAACAAGUCCGCGCUACAAUUGAACGAGAUGGCAUUGCGCAGACGCUCAGAGACUUCGGAGGCACUGUGUUGGCCAACGCGUGUGGGCCCUGCAUCGGUCAAUGGGACCGUAAAGACGUGAAGAAGGGCGAAAAGAACACAAUAGUGACGUCAUACAACCGUAACUUCACCGGACGUAAUGACGCCAAUCCCGCCACGCAUUGCUUCGUCACCAGCCCCGAACUGGUCACAGCACUGUCCAUUGCAGGUCGUCUCGAUUUCAACCCAGUAACGGAUGAGCUAACAGGAAAAGAUGGCAAAAAAUUCCGUCUGUCUGACCCCUACGGUGAUGAAUUGCCCGCAAGGGGCUUCGACCCUGGCCAGGACACGUACGAGCACCCACCUGCUGAUGGCUCCAAGGUGAAAGUGGACGUACUACCAACAUCCGACCGUCUCCAACUCCUGGAGCCGUUCGACAAGUGGAGUGGCAAGGACCUCACUGACCUCACCAUCCUCAUCAAGGUGAAGGGCAAAUGCACGACUGACCACAUCUCGGCGGCUGGACCAUGGCUCAAGUACCGUGGACAUCUUGACAAUAUCUCCAACAAUAUGUUUAUCACAGCAACGAACGCCGAAAACGGUGAAUUGAACAAGGUCCGCAACCAAGUGACCGGCGAAUGGGGACCAGUUCCCGGAACAGCUCGCGCCUACAAGGCUGCCUCCGUACCCUGGUGCGUUAUUGGAGACGAGAACUACGGAGAGGGCUCGAGUCGAGAGCACGCUGCAUUGGAACCCCGUCACCUUGGAGGCCGCGCCAUCAUUGUCAAAUCUUUUGCCAGAAUCCACGAGACCAACCUGAAGAAACAAGGUCUAUUGCCACUUACUUUCGCAAACGCCAGUGACUAUGACAAAAUCCAACCUACAGACAAGAUUUCCCUUCUCGGACUUAAGGACCUCGCACCUGGCAAGCAAGUGGAAUGUGAAAUCAAGCACAAGGAUGGUAAGACGGAACGCAUUAAGUUGAAUCACUCAUUGAACGAGCAACAAAUCUCCUGGUUCAAAGCCGGUUCAGCUCUCAACCGUAUGAAGGAAAUUGCUGCUCGCAAGUAA